CACGUUAAGCCCCAUGCGAAACCGAAGUUGUAGUGUUAUGCGACAACUUUCUGUCCGGCGCCUGUCGAAUGCAGCUGAAAACCAUUUAAGGCUGACCCCUUGGUGUAAUUACAAGUCCGAUCAUAGUGAACUACCACUCACUUGGCAUCCCCAUAGGCGAAUUUCUUAUGCAAAACUUAUACUCAAAGGGCAAGGACUACGAAAUUUGUUUAAAGUUGACCAACUGAGUGGUUGUUGUUUUGCAAAGGGGCUUGGUGUUGACGUGAGAUCUUAGUUGUGUGGGGCCUCGUAUGUACCUCUUGGCGGAAUCUACUACAUCAAAGUAGCUAUUUUGUCAAUGCGCCUGCUAUUUGAAGCUCGCCUACAGUCUUGGUAUAACGCUAGGUGGGGGCGAAUUAACAAUUCGAAGAUCGCUUUAUCCAAGAUCUCAGCCUCGAAUUUCUUCAUAUGAGAGUAUAAGUAUCAGUCAAACACUGCGGUAUUGCAUUUGGCCACACAUUCACAGACAGGUCAAUCACUCACUCAAUCACUCAGACAUUCGCUUGUUUCCAAAUUACACUAUAUUCAUACAUCUCGUCUGUCGUUACUCCAACUGCCUGAAAGCUGUAUCGGGUCGUCAUGAUCAAAUAUUUGACCGCGUUGCUCGCAAGCGGCAGCGUUGCCAGUAGCUCUCCACUGGCAAAUACGAAAGAAUACGAUUAUGUAAUUGUCGGAUCAGGUCCUGGAGGCGGGCCUUUGGCAGCUGGAUUAGCAGAGAAAGGAGCUUCUGUAUUUCUUAUUGAAGCCGGCGGCGACGCUUCAAUGGAUAUCAACCAGCUACUAGCGCCUCGUGUUCAAUUUGCCGGGGAGAAUGCUCCCCAUUCAUGGCAGUUCUUUGUUGAGCAUUUCGAGAACGAUACUCAGGCUUUGCGAGAUUCCAAGUAUGCUUAUCGCAUGAGCAAUGGUUCCUACUACGUUGGAUUGGACCCCCCGAGCGGCGCUGAACGUGAAGGUAUUCUUUAUCCUCGAGGUGCCACGCUCGGAGGCAGCGCACAGAUCAAUGCCAUGAACGCUGCUUGGGCACCUGAUAACGAAUGGGAUUAUAUUGCCGAACUCACAGGCGACAGUUCUUGGGGGCAUGAGGAGAUGCGCAAGCACUUGAUAGCUCUCGAAAAUGCUACUUAUGUCCCCCAAGGCACUCCAGGGCAUGGCCAUGAGGGCUUCCUCCAGGUCAGCAACCCUGGAAACAAUGCCGAAGUCGCAUUUCCCAAUGUCGCGAACUACUACAGCCAAGUGCUCCGUGAAAUCGAGGGUGUUGCUCCCAACAGUACAGAAGAGUUGAUUCGACUCCUGAGGCGCGACGUAAACAGGAUCGACCCUGAUCGCUAUACACCUUCAACAGUUGCUGCUCCAGCUGCCAUGAACCCUUCUACUGGUUCGCGCAGUGGUGUCGCUGAACAUCUUAACAACAUUGUUGCUGCGGGACAUCCUCUCACUAUCAGUCUGCAUUCGCUGGCACAAAAAAUCAUCUUCGAAGAAUGCGCGGAGGGGAUUCCUCAAGCAGUUGGUAUUGAAUAUCUGGAAGGCGAGGGACUUUACUCAGCUGGUGGGCAGUAUGACGAGUCACAGCAGGGUGAGCUCAAGACUGUGCGUGGCAAGGAGAUCAUCAUUUCCGCUGGCACAUUCAACACGCCCCAGAUAUUGAAGUUGAGUGGUGUUGGUCCUCGCGAAGAGUUGGAGGAACAUAACAUCCCUGUUGUUGUUGACCUUCCCGCUGUUGGAAACUACAUGCAAGACAACUACGAAGCCUCGGUCGAGAUCCGUGCAGCAGAGCCCUGGCUCAAUGCCACUACGCCCUGCACUGGAAGCUUCGAUGCUUCGGAUCCUUGUUUCCUCAUGUGGCAGACCAACGGCACCGGUCCUUACGCCUCAGGAUCCUAUUUCCUCUACACUGCCCGCAGUAGCGUCUCAUGGGACGAAGAUGCAGAUCUUUUCUUCCUCAGUGCGCCUACUCGCCAGAGGUCCGGCUUUUUCCCAGGCUAUUCCAAUGGAACCGCUCACCCGAACUACUGGACUACUUCAGUUGUCAGAAUGCAAACAGCCAACCCCGCAGGCACUGUGAAGCUUCGAUCCAACGAUCCUCGUAUGACACCUCUCAUCAACUUCAACUUCUUCAAAGAGAACGCCGAGACAGAUCUCCAAGCCCUAUCCGACUCGGUCGAUCUGGUUCUCCGCAGUUUUGAUAACACUGGCAUUCCCUAUGAGGUUAUCUAUCCCAACCCCAGCAUCCCCGUGGAACAGGGAAUCAUGGAUGAGGCAUUCAGUCACCACGCCACCUCGAGCUGUCGCAUGGGCCCUCCAGAUGCAACUGCCUCUGAAGCCUGCGUCGAUACUAAGUUCAGGGUCAAGGGCACCAAGUCACUUCGUGUUGUGGAUGCUAGUGUUUGGCCUCGUGUUCCGGGAGCGUUCGUUAACUUACCGACGUUUACGAUGAGCAUGAAGGCUGUUGAUGUGAUUUUCAAUGGAAAGUAG
Molecule: messenger RNA, 2511 nt
Organism: Periconia digitata
Lineage: Eukaryota; Fungi; Ascomycota; Dothideomycetes; Pleosporales; Periconiaceae
Source: the annotation of a GenBank genome assembly